UUUCAGUUUCCGGUUUGAAAGCUGUUUCCAGUGGAGCACAGUUAGCAUAGGUCUGAAAAAUGUCCGGAUCUAAAAACUCCUCCUCUGCGGUCUUCAGAGACCUAAGAGGGCGAACAACAACAAGAUCUGAAUCCGGAGAGGAGCCCCAGCACCAUAGAAAACCACUGGAUGUGGUUUCAACACCUGAGAUUAAUCUGCAGGGAGCAGGUGCUCAUGAGGUGCUGGUGAGUCAAGAAGAGCCUAGCCCUGAGCAGCAGGAGUGGAGCCCCAGUUGGGACCAGGAGGACACUGGGCCCCCACAAAUUAAAGAGGAACAGGAGGAACUUUGGAGCAGUCAGGAGGGAGAGCAACUUGGAGGAAUAGAGGAGGCUGAUACCAAGUUACCCUUCACAAUUGUUGUUGUAAAGAAUGAAGAUGAUGAAGAGACAACCCAGUCCUCUCAGCUUUAUGGGAGACACACCGAACAGAUGGAAACAGGAGCUGAUGGAGAGGACUGUGGAGGAGCAGAAGCAGCCAGGAACUCAGAUUCAGAGACACAUUUACAACCAGAGACCGUGGUCAAGACUGAAGACUUUUCUGAGGCUGAGACUGAAGACAGUGAUGGAUGGAGGGAAGCCACAGAAAAUCAAUCAGAGAUAGACUCUGUGGAAAACUCUCAAAAUAAGAGACAAAAUACUGAUGAGAAAUCUCACAGCUGCCCUGAAUGUGGUAUUACAUUGAAAAAUAAACAGAAUCUUGGCAGACACAUGAGAAUUCACACAGGAGAGAAGCCAUUCAGUUGCUCUGCCUGUGGAAAGAGAUUUAACCAAAAAACUCAUCUUGCACGUCACCUGGGAAGUCACUUGUCGAAAAAACCCUACAGUUGCUCUGGUUGUGAUCAAAGAUUCUCUUGGCCUAAACAGUUUAAAAAACACAAGUGUGUUGGAGGUCCAGGUUCAGAGCUUCGACAAGACCAAAAUGAGGAGAAAAGAGAUGCAGAAACAGGAGCUGCUGGAGAGGAUGGUGGAGGAGCAGAACCAGCGAGGAACUCAGAUCCAGAAAAGAAGAAAGACAGCAAUGACUGGCGAAGGAUAACGGAACAACAGUUAAAUUUAAUCUCUGCAAAAAAACAUAACUAUGUGAGACAGAAGACUGGUAAGAUAUCACUUACCUGCCCGGAGUGUGGUAAAACCCCUAAAACGAGAAGAGAUCUGAGACAACACAUGUUAGUUCACACAGGAGAAAGACCCUUCAGCUGCUCUGAGUGUGGUAAAAGGUUCAACCAUAAGUCUUAUCUAACACUUCACAUGGCCCAUCACAGAGGAGAGAAACCCUACAGCUGUUCUGGUUGUGACAGAAGAUUUGCUUGGUUUAAUCAGUUAAAAAGGCACAAGUGUCUUGGACCUCAACCCCCAGAGCUUCAUCAAAGCCAAACUGAGAAAAGAGAGGCAGAAACAGGAGCUGAUGGAGAGGACUGUGGAAGAGCAGAGCUAGCCAGGAACUCAGAUCAAGAGAGAAAUUUAAAACCAGAGACUGAGGACAUUUCUAAACCUGAAAUGGAGGAUAUUGAUCAUUGGAUGAAGACUACAGAUACUCAGUCAGGAUUAAUAUCUGUAGUAAACACAAAAAAUAAGAGGCGUAAGAGACCGCACUGUUGCUUUGAAUGUGGUAAAACAUUUGAGAGCAACAAAGAUCUGACCAGACACAUUAGAAUUCACACAGAAGAGAAACCCUUCAGUUGCUUUGCAUGUAGAAGAACAUUUAGCCAAAAAGAGCACCUGAGCAGACACAUGCUCGUUCACACAGGAGAGAAACCCUUUAGUUGCUCUGAGUGCGGUAAGAGAUUUAGCCAAAAGUCUAAUCUGACACUUCACAUGGCACAUCACAGAGGAGAUGAACCAUUCAGCUGCUCUGUUUGUAGUAAAAGAUUUAACCAAAAAGAUCAUCUGACCAGACACAUGUUAGUUCACACAGGAGAGAAACCAUUCGUCUGCUCUGAGUGCAACCAGCGUUUUAAAUCAAAGUAUAAUCUCACACGUCACAUGAUACAACACAAAGGGGAGAAACCAUUUGGCUGUCCAGGCUGUGACAGAAGAUUCUUUUUGAAAUUUCAGCUAAAAAAUCACAAGUGUCCCAAAGGUCAGGCUUCAGGGGUUUAUCAAAAGAAAACUGAGGGUCAAAAUGAGGCAGAACCAGAAGCUGAUGAAGAGGACUUUGGAGGAGCAGAGCCAGCCAGAAACUUAGAUCCAGAGAGACAUUUUCAACCAGAGAUUGAGAUCAAGACUGAAGUUUACUCUGAACCAGAGAGUGAAGACCAUGAAGACUGGUUUGACAUCAGGGAACAUCAGAUAGGUUAAGUUUUGAGAUUAACUGGAUUGAUUCUCAUUGAUUUCAGAUGUUGGCUUGGUAUUAAACCCCUCAUCUGCUCUAUAUUCUAUUCAGUCCCAGUGGGCAGGUAAUUUUUGAGAACCAGUGUUUUCCCAAUGUUCUCAAAAAUAGCCUUUCACACACACACACCAUGUUCUCGAUAACCUCUUUGUCCACAAGAAACUGCAAAAAGGCACUGUUUGUGCUGCAACAACCAUACCAUGUGACCAGCUGUCUGUCCCUCUAGUGCUGGCAAAGCAGAAGCAUAUCCAUGAAAAACAUUUUGUCACCUUUUCUCUGCAAUAGCCAUGUCUUUUUCAAAGUUGUUCUAUCAACCCAAACUUAGUUAGCAGCAGUUUAUAAUGCUGCAUGAAAGAGGAAUGACCUCUGUAGUCCACUCAGGCAUCUCUGUUUACCAGUAUUGUGGGGAACCAACUGUGUAUCUGUUUGUCAAAUAUCCAGUCAGCAGUGUUAAAAACGGCACAAAUUUCCUCCGUCUGUUUUUGCCAUGUAAACGAAAAUGAUAACACCCCUCACAGCCACAUCAAACAGAGGAGGAAUGGGCACACAGUGUGAUGUAAACAGCCCAAAACUCAGCUUUUUCCUGUCUACUCAUAAAUGUUGUAUAGGAGUUUCUGAAAAUCUUCACCCUGGAAGGAAUUUUACCAAAGGUGCAUUUUCAGAGACCAACUAUGCUGCCUGCAUAUGUACAGAAGGCCAAAACACAGAAAAAAAACCUUUUCAAAAAUCCCCUACAUUCAUGGCCUCAGUUAUCUUCUGAGGGGCAGAAAUCAAAUCUAUUAAUUUCUGUUGAUAUGUGGAAAUAAACUUAGGACAAAAGGAACAUUCCUUUGUGGGAUG
Messenger RNA from Cheilinus undulatus (humphead wrasse), 3207 nucleotides. RefSeq names its product zinc finger protein 3-like. Bases 60 to 2336 code for a protein of 758 amino acids. Gene Ontology annotation, cellular component: nucleus. The record is from RefSeq and is a predicted model, not a curated record. The transcript is spliced from 3 exons. NCBI's taxonomy places the organism in Eukaryota, Metazoa, Chordata, Actinopteri, Labriformes, Labridae.